AUGCGAUUCACAUAUUUGAUAUUUUUAGAGGACCAUGAAAUAUUUACACUUGUAGACGAUUUAGAGGCUUCUGAAGGAAAUGAUGUAAAUUUUUAUUCUUGGCUUGGUUUAGAACCUACAGCUACAGAAGAAGAUAUUAAUAGAGCAUAUAGAAAAUUAUCACUUGCAGUACAUCCUGAUAAAAAUCCUGAUGCUAAAAGUAAAGAAAAAUUUGCUCGAUUAGGCAGAAUUAAAACAAUUUUACGUAAUCCAGAAGAAAGAAAACGGUAUGAUUUCUUUUUAAAAAAUGGAGUGCCAAAAUGGCGUGGCACUGGAUAUUAUUAUAGUCGAUAUAGACCCGGAUUAGGAACUGUUUUAAUAGGAUUAUUAGUGUUGAUAUCAUUUUUACACUAUAUUAUAUUGUGGAUCAAUUACUUUCAAGAAAAAAAUAGAAUCCGACAUUAUAUAAAAGAAUCGAGAGAAAUUGCUUGGGGCAAAAGAAUGAAAAAGCAACAAACGAAAAAACGCGUCUUCGUAAACGAUUUAUCAUUUAUGGUCGAAGGUGAUCAUGUUUUUUUCUUGGCUGAUGACGGGGGAGAAUAUGUAUUAGAUGAAGAAACAGUUGUUCGACCAAAAAUCACUGAUGUAAUUGUUUUUGUGUUGCCCGGAUGGUUUUAUAACAAUAUUAAAAAACAAUUUUCUGUGAAAAAAACUAAUUCUUUAGUAAACUCUGAAUAUGAAAAAGAGGGAUUCAGCAGCGAUGAUGAUCGAAAUGAGGUUGUUGAUAAUCUUAGGAAUAAGACAAGAAGACGUAGAGGCGGGAAUAAAAGGCAAAACAGUAAACUGAAAUCUUAG
Rhizophagus irregularis DAOM 181602=DAOM 197198 is the source of this 834-nucleotide messenger RNA. RefSeq lists its product as uncharacterized. Lineage: Eukaryota; Fungi; Glomeromycota; Glomeromycetes; Glomerales; Glomeraceae. Gene Ontology annotation, cellular component: endomembrane system. The record is from RefSeq and is a predicted model, not a curated record.